Molecule: messenger RNA, 2907 nt
Organism: Gorilla gorilla gorilla (western lowland gorilla)
Lineage: Eukaryota; Metazoa; Chordata; Mammalia; Primates; Hominidae
Gene: ZFP2
Product: ZFP2 zinc finger protein
Exons: 4
Coding region: 164-1774 (536 amino acids)
Biological process (GO): regulation of transcription by RNA polymerase II
Cellular component (GO): nucleus
Molecular function (GO): RNA polymerase II cis-regulatory region sequence-specific DNA binding; DNA-binding transcription factor activity, RNA polymerase II-specific
Source: RefSeq, a predicted model, not a curated record
GAAAUGUAGUCUGGCGCUCCGGGCUGUAAGCGCCGGUCGCGGCUGUGUCGGUCGCCGCUGCUCCCGCUCCUGCUGGGAGAGGUUUCAGGAGUCAGUGACCUUCAAGGAUGUGUCCAUAGAUUUCUCUUGGGAAGAGUGGAUUCAAGCAGAUUCUGCUCAGAGGAUGACCGUGUAUGGGGAGGUGAUGCUGGAGAACUACAGGAACCCGGUCUCACUGGGAAAUCACCUUUCCAAACCCAAUGGGACUUCCCAGCUGGAACGAGAAGAACUGAGUCUGAUGCAAAAAGAACCGCCUGAGGGUGGCUUUCGAGACUGGGAGACAAGACUUGAAACCAAAGAGCCAACUCCGAAGCCCAGUAUUACUGAAGAUUUAUGCCAUGGGGUAACAAUGGAAAGGGAAGGUAUCUGGCAUUCUACUCUAGGGGAAACCUGGGAACCUAAUAAUUGGUUAGAGGGACAACACGAUAGUCAUCUGAGCCAAGUGGCAGUUACCCAUAAGGAAACCUUCACUGAGAUGAGAGUAUGUGGAGGUAAUGAAUUUGAAAGAUGUUCCAGUCAGGAUUCAAUCCUUGAUACACAGCAAAGCAUUCCUAUGGUAAAAAGGCCCCAUAACUGUAAUUCACAUGGAGAAGAUGCCACACAAAAUUCUGAGUUAAUUAAAACUCAAAGAAUGUUUGUAGGAAAGAAGAUCUAUGAAUGUAAUCAGUGCAGCAAAACCUUCAGCCAGAGCUCAUCCCUUCUUAAGCACCAGAGGAUUCAUACUGGGGAGAAACCCUAUAAGUGUAAUGUAUGUGGGAAACACUUCAUUGAACGCUCCUCCCUUACUGUACAUCAAAGAAUUCAUACUGGAGAGAAACCCUAUAAAUGUAAUGAAUGUGGGAAAGCCUUUAGUCAGAGCAUGAAUCUUACUGUCCAUCAACGAACUCACACCGGAGAGAAACCCUAUCAGUGUAAAGAGUGUGGCAAAGCCUUCCAUAAGAAUUCGUCUCUUAUUCAACAUGAAAGGAUUCAUACUGGAGAGAAACCCUACAAAUGUAAUGAAUGUGGUAAAGCUUUUACCCAAAGCAUGAAUUUGACAGUUCAUCAGAGAACUCAUACAGGAGAAAAACCCUAUGAAUGUAAUGAAUGUGGAAAAGCCUUCAGUCAAAGCAUGCAUCUUAUUGUACAUCAGAGAAGCCAUACUGGAGAAAAACCCUAUGAGUGUAGUCAAUGUGGAAAAGCCUUUAGUAAGAGCUCAACUCUUACCCUACAUCAGCGAAAUCACACUGGAGAAAAACCCUACAAAUGUAACAAAUGCGGGAAAUCCUUUAGCCAAAGUACAUAUCUUAUAGAACAUCAGAGACUUCAUUCUGGAGUAAAACCUUUUGAAUGUAACGAGUGUGGAAAAGCUUUCAGUAAGAAUUCAUCUCUAACUCAACAUCGGAGAAUUCACACUGGAGAGAAACCUUAUGAGUGUAUGGUGUGUGGAAAACAUUUCACUGGACGAUCAUCCCUUACCGUGCAUCAGGUCAUUCACACUGGAGAGAAACCUUAUGAGUGCAAUGAAUGUGGAAAGGCAUUCAGCCAGAGUGCUUACCUUAUUGAACAUCAAAGAAUUCAUACUGGUGAGAAACCCUAUGAAUGUGAUCAGUGUGGAAAAGCCUUCAUUAAGAAUUCAUCCCUUACAGUGCAUCAGAGAACUCAUACAGGAGAGAAACCCUAUCAGUGUAAUGAAUGCGGAAAAGCCUUCAGCCGGAGUACAAACCUUACACGACAUCAAAGAACUCAUACGUGAGGAAUGUUUUCACUGGCCCUUACCUCGUGAUUAACUCUUCAGUAAUAAUCGUAUGAGACAUACAAUGUAGAAACCUAAUAAAUGUAAUGAUUGUGGGAAUCUUUCAGUUGAAGUACAAUAUAUCAUAUCAGAUAAUACCACUGCAGAGAAUCCAUCUAAAAGUAGAGAAAUCUUGAUUCAGAAUGUAUAAUUUCCUUUAUAUCAGAAGGUUUAAGUAGCUAAUAUAAACAAUGAAGAGUCAUGCUGAAGAUAAGUUCUGUUACAUCAUACUGCACAUUCUCCUUUGGCCAUCAGAGACUUUACACUGGAGAGAAAAAUGUGAGAGUGUUUAACUGGACAGCCCAGAGACCUGGUAUGUAGUCCUAAUCUGCCACUGCCUUGGACAAGUUGCCUACUUCCACCAGGUUAUGGUUCUUUAUUUGGUAAAUGAAUGAUUUUGGAGUUAGAAAUCUUGUAGGAGCUCUGUUAGCUCUAAAAUGCUACAACUCUAUAAAUGUAAUGAAUGCUGGGAAAUCUUUGUUCUUUUACGAUCUUAUGCCGUCUGUAUGCUGUCUAGAUGCUCUUGUUCCACAAUCUGGUUUCCUUGGAUGCUUUUAGUCAAAAUUAUUUACCUUUACGAAUUCCUAGUACCCUUCCAUGCCCCUAAUCUUCCCCUGCAUUGUUAUUUUGUCCCCUAACUACAGGCUGGUUUCCAUAAAUUAAUGGAAUAAGUAUGCAAAUUUUUUCAUUUAUUUAUUUAUUUAUUUUGAGAUGGAGUUUCGCUCUGUUGCCCAGGCUGGAGUGCAGUGGCUUGAUCUCAGCUCACUGCAAGCUCCACCACCUGGGUUCAUGCCAUUCUCCUGCCUCAGCCUCCCAAGUAGCUGGGACUACAGGCACCUGCCACCAUGCCUGGCUAAUUUUUUUGUAUUUUUAAUAGAGACGGGGUUUCACCAUGUUAGCCAGGAUGGUCUCAAUCUCCUGACCUCGUGAUCCACCCACCUCGGCCUCCCAAAGUGCUGGGAUUACAGGCAUGAGCCCCCGUGCCCGGCCAAGUAUGCAAAUCUUAAUGCAAUAGCAUGCUGUUUUGAGUUCUCAAUUAAUAGUUAUUAAACUGUUGUUAAAUGAUCAUUUAGAAAAUAACAUAGUCCUAUAAG